Molecule: messenger RNA, 705 nt
Organism: Lathyrus oleraceus (garden pea)
Lineage: Eukaryota; Viridiplantae; Streptophyta; Magnoliopsida; Fabales; Fabaceae
Exons: 2
Coding region: 1-705 (234 amino acids)
Source: RefSeq, a predicted model, not a curated record
AUGGUUGUUGCUAACGCUGCUAACAUUAUUAAUAAUAAUGAUAGAGAUCAUUACAAUGCAAAACCACCUAUUUUUGAUGCAAAUCCUGAAGGAAAUACUUUAGCAAGAAGUGUUGUGUUUGAUCAACAGAAUAAAGACUUCAAGAAUCAUCAUAAACCCAGAACCAUAUUGCUUAAUGUUAUCUCUUAUAUAGAGUAUGAGAAGAUAACACACAUGGAUUCUGCCAAAUCCAUCUUUGACUCUUUGAGAAUGACUCAUGAGGGAAAUGCUCAAGUAAAGGAGACAAUGGCCUUGGCCUUAAUCCAAAAAUAUAAGGCUUGCAUAAUCGAAGAUGAUGAAAAAGGUGAGACUAUGUUCUCUAGGUUUCAGAUGCUUGUCGCAAGGCUUAAAACUAUGGACAAAGGGUAUUCUACAACUGAUCAUGUCAAUAAAAUUAUCAGAAGUCUUCCCAAAAAAUGGAGACCUAUGGUAAAUUCCUUGAAGCUGGAAAAGGAUCUCAACAGCGUCAGUCUUAAAGAACUUGUUAGUUAUUUAAGAAGUCAUGAGAUUAAGCUAGAAGAAGAUGAGAAGAGAGGUAAAUCUGUAACUCUAAAAUCCAAGCCUGAGAAGACUAUAUCAUAUCAAGUUGAGGAAGAAUUAGAAGGAUCUGAUGAAGACUCAAAAGAUGAUGACGAGCUGUCUCUAAUCUCAAAGAGAGUCAACUGA